CUGGUUUCAAAUUCUACUCUAUUUAAUUUAGCCCAAAUUCAAAUAGAUUCGUUUAUGUACUUAUUUAAGAUAUAUCAGCAAUAUCUGCAAAGUUGUCCUGUGUUCAUUACCUAUAUUAUCCAGUACAAAACUGCACUUUGUGUUCAUUUUAUUGUUUUGUAAAUAUAAUCUUCACAUGAUUCUUCAAUGGAUUUAGAAGAUGGCUUGGAUGAUCUUUUGGCUGAAGUUUGUGAACCCACUUCGCCGAAGAAACCCAGAACAGACGAUCAACAAUGUUCAUUACAACCAGGAGCAUCUAAUUCGAUAACGACAAAGUCUGCUAUAUCCAAAACACAUUGUGUUUUAGUAAAUCAGAAACAGAGAGGAAACCCAUUGCUCAAAUUUAUAAAAAGUGUUCCAUGGGAGUAUGAUGACAUAAUACCUGAUUAUGAAAUAGGCAAAGCAAUAUGUAUUCUGUUUCUAUCAGUACGCUAUCAUAACUUGAAUCCAGAUUACAUUCACAACAGAUUGAAAGAGUUGGGGAAAAAAUAUGAACUUCGAGUGCUAUUGGUGCAGGUUGAUCUCAAAGAUCCUCACACAGCAUUGAAGAACUUAACCAGAAUCUGCCUUUUGACCGAUAUGACUCUGAUGUUGGCCUGGAGUCCUGAGGAAGCUGCCAAAAUUGUGGAAAACUAUAAAAUAUUUGAGAAUAAACCACCAGAUAGGAUAAUGGAAAAAAUUGAAAAUGAUCCCCAUCAAAAAAUAAUAAAUGCCUUAUCAUCUAUAAAACCUGUUAACAAGACAGAUGCAAUGACUCUGAUUACAAGGUUUAGUACAUUGGAGAAUAUUAUCAAAGCAACUGAAACCCAACUAGCGGAAUGCCCAGGAUUCGGAGCCACCAAGGCUAAAAAACUGUAUAAGGCCUUACACGAACCGUUCUUGAAAAGGGGACUAUUAAACAAGGAUAAGCCAAAAAAUGAUGAAUUUUCCGAAAAUAUUAGCUUAGAAGAUGUUGAAAAGCUUGAAAAUGAAAUUCAAAAUGAGAAGCAGAGCUGAUCUGUUAUUUUUUUAUAAUUAUUGGAUAACUUUUUAGUCAAAAAUUUAAUAUAAGAUUUAAUUUUACGGAAUUUU
This is a messenger RNA of Maniola jurtina (meadow brown), 1110 nucleotides long. RefSeq names its product DNA excision repair protein ERCC-1 (gene Ercc1). Gene Ontology annotation, cellular component: nucleotide-excision repair factor 1 complex; nucleus; ERCC4-ERCC1 complex. The coding region runs from base 187 to 1035 and encodes 282 amino acids. Gene Ontology annotation, biological process: mitotic recombination; meiotic mismatch repair; UV-damage excision repair. The record is from RefSeq and is a predicted model, not a curated record. The transcript has 5 exons. Gene Ontology annotation, molecular function: single-stranded DNA binding; damaged DNA binding. NCBI's taxonomy places the organism in Eukaryota, Metazoa, Arthropoda, Insecta, Lepidoptera, Nymphalidae.